Molecule: messenger RNA, 747 nt
Organism: Brugia malayi
Lineage: Eukaryota; Metazoa; Nematoda; Chromadorea; Rhabditida; Onchocercidae
Product: interferon gamma-inducible thiol reductase, putative
Exons: 5
Coding region: 1-747 (248 amino acids)
Molecular function (GO): oxidoreductase activity, acting on a sulfur group of donors, disulfide as acceptor
Source: RefSeq, a predicted model, not a curated record
AUGGAACUCCAGAAUGGCGUUAUAAAGAGUAUGGUGCGGUAUUUAUUCUGUUUUAAAUGCCAUUAUUUUUGCAUUCUCCCAGGUGUUAUUUUGAUUUUUAUCGUUUAUCAAUGGUUAUUCACUCUGCUGUUGGAAAAGAGUACUGUUAAGGAAAGACCACUAAUAAAACUGCAAACAUCAGAGGCCACCAUUGGCAAUAUAGUAAAAUUAGCGGCAUAUAUUGAAGCGCAAUGUCCAGAUACCUCGCGCUUUGUUCACCAACAGCUUCUACCAGUAUGGCAAGAACUAUCUGUGACAAAUAGGAUUACACUUAAAAUUGUACCUUUCGGCAAAGCAAAGUGUGAUCCAGUGGGUAAUGACUAUAGUUGUAAAUGUCAGCAUGGACCACCAGAAUGCGAAUUGAAUCAGCUUAUGAACUGUGUAAUUGAAAUAGUUAAAAAUCCACGUCAGUAUGUCCCAGUAAUAUCGUGUAUCCAAGGAAAACGUGAUCUUCGCUCAGCCGGAUUAAAAUGCUUGUCCAAGCUUUCCGUAUCCAGUAAAAGUAUUCUGCGAUGUGCUGAAGGAGAAGAAGGAAGAAGACUUUUGGCAGAAGCAGGUGUAGAAACAGAACGUUUGCAACCACCGCUGAAUUUCGUCCCUUGGAUUAUGAUUAAUGGAAUACGCUCCAGUGAUGCAUUUUACGAUCUGAAAAAGAAUCUUUGUGAUGCGUUAGAUCCUGUACCGGACCAGUGCAAGAAGCAGCAAUGA